Saimiri boliviensis boliviensis (Bolivian squirrel monkey) is the source of this 1789-nucleotide messenger RNA. NCBI's taxonomy places the organism in Eukaryota, Metazoa, Chordata, Mammalia, Primates, Cebidae. The record is from RefSeq and is a predicted model, not a curated record.
GCGCGGGGCCGCGGAGGCGGGAGCCCCAAGUGCGGGUCUAGCUCGCUGCGUGGCCGUAAAGGAGCCCGGGUGUCGUAAAAGGGCCGCAGUGGCAGCGCCCUGGCCGACGGCUGGUAGCCCAUUUUGGACGCCGUCGUCGCUGCGAAAACCGGUGCCACCUGUUGCUAGUCCGGUCGCUGGUGACAGCGAGGCUUCCGCGCGCGCUGCUGCUGGGCGGCCUCGGAGCGGCCCGCGGGCGGGAAGGGCCGGCGGCGGGAUGCGGCCUGUGGACGCGGACGAGGCGCGGGAGCCCCGGGAAGACCCAGGCAGCCCGCUGAGCCCUGCGUCCCACGCCGGCCGUGAGGACCGGGCCUCCCUGGAGCGCGAGCGCGCCCGGGCGCACUGGCGGGCCCGCAGGAAGCUGCUGGAGAUCCAGAGCUUGCUAGACGCCAUCAAGAGCGAGGUGGAGGCGGAGGAGCGGGGCGCCCGGGCCCCUGUACCCAGCCCGCGCGCGGAGGCGGAGGAGCGGGUGGCCAGGCUGUGCGCCGAGGCGGAGAGGAAGGCCGCGGAGGCGGCGCGGAUGGGCAGGAGGAUCGUGGAGCUGCACCAGCGGAUUGCCGGCUGCGAGUGCUGCUGAGCCGGCGGGGCCGCGCGGGGCUGGAGCGGAGCGCGGCGGGGAGUGUCGCGCGUGGAAGGCGCUGGGCAGCCAGGGAGGGGCGCGCAGAGCCGUGGCCACGCUCUCCGCCAAGUUGGUUUCACUCUUUUUUCAUAGGUUGCCAACUGAUGAACUGUGUUCACCUGAUAAGGAGUUCGUGGCUGCUUGGACAGACUGAUACCAAGAGAGCCUUUCGUUUUGUGUCCCCUGUUUUUCUGCCUGCGUUUUCUCCACGUUAGCCACUAAAUUUCCAGUACCAACCUGGUGGAUGACUUCAGCAUUAGAUGGUCAUGUGUAUUUUUUGGUUAAUAAGUGCAUUCAGUUUGGAAGAGACAGCUUUUCAUUCAUGUCCCAAGCGAAGGAAUAGGGCCUGUACAGUAUGUACGCUGCUGUGUGGUCAUAUUUGUUCCUGCGAUUUUAUUCUGUUUUCAAAGUUUGGAAGUAUACCCUUGUGCUUUCCUAUUUUUUUAUGCUUCUUGGAAUUUGGGGACUCAUGGGAGACUGGAAGUUAGAAUUCUACAAGUGAGAAGACACUACGUGGUUGCAGCUGCCAAGAUCAAGAACCCGAGCCCCAGUCAAGGUUGUGAAUGCGACUUUGGAUGAGAUUGAGAAGGCCCCAGUGGAUGGUUGGUCUGGAAGAGUGGUGGUGUGUGGAUUUGAGGACCAUCAGAUCAAAGGAGGAGAGCUGUUUUGGUGUUUUGUUUUUUUGUUUUUAUAGCAUUUUUUUUUUUCCUGGAAUGUAAUUUUCCUAUGGCAUGUUAACUGGUGCACGUUGUGUAACCUGUCUGGUGAGGAAUCUAUAAUUGGGAUGAGUUCUAGGCAUAUGUGUUUGCUAACUUUGGGGUAAUCUUCGUUAUGAUAGUCUCUGCCACAAAUGCAUGUGACCUUUUCAAGGGCCCAGAGUGGCUGAGGAAGGAAAGCUUCAAGCUGGCCAUGAGGGUCUCAAACAGUCAUUCCAGGCUUAGAUGAUGACUAGCCUAGGUUAUCAGAGCCCAGACUCCACAGGGACUAAAAUCAGAGCUCCGCCUUGUGAUGAUUUAGUUCAUUUGCUUACAAAAACACAUGCUGAAAGCCAGCUUUUAGAAUCUUUGUGCAGGUGACCAAAGCAAUUGGCCAGGAAAAAGUAAGAUGAAUAAACAUUUUUCAAAAUGAGUU